Molecule: messenger RNA, 1656 nt
Organism: Lasiosphaeria miniovina
Lineage: Eukaryota; Fungi; Ascomycota; Sordariomycetes; Sordariales; Lasiosphaeriaceae
Product: serine hydroxymethyltransferase-like protein
Exons: 5
Coding region: 1-1656 (551 amino acids)
Biological process (GO): tetrahydrofolate interconversion; folic acid metabolic process; L-serine catabolic process
Cellular component (GO): cytoplasm
Molecular function (GO): serine binding; zinc ion binding; cobalt ion binding
Source: RefSeq, a predicted model, not a curated record
AUGUCUGUCACGAUCCCAGCGUUCCGAACCUCGGCAGCUGUCCGAACCAGUGCCCUCCGAGGUGCAGCAUCCGCGGCGACGCCAGCGGCAGCACCAGCGACGUCAACUUUCCUGUCCACGGCCAUCCACAUCCACAGGCAGAGGCAGAGGCGGACUUGCAAUGCCCCGAUCUCGAGGAGGUCGGUCUCGUCACUGAGCAAUGACAGCCAGCAACGGAUACUCGCUGCCCACUUGCAGCAGGCCGAUCCCAUCAUGUACGACAUCGUCGAAAAGGAGAAAGUCAGGCAAAAGCAAUUCAUCAACCUGAUUCCGUCGGAGAACUUCACCUCGCAGGCCGUCCUCGACGCCUUAGGGAGUCCCAUGCAAAAUAAAUACUCGGAAGGCUACCCCGGUGCUCGGUACUAUGGCGGCAACGAGUUUAUCGACGCCUCCGAGCGGCUGUGUCAACAGCGAGCAUUGGAGACGUUUGGGCUAGACCCCAAAGAGUGGGGUGUCAACGUUCAGGCGCUGUCGGGUGCUCCUGCGAACCUCUACGUAUACUCGGCUCUUAUGGAGACUCACGACCGCCUGAUGGGACUCGACCUGCCGCACGGCGGCCACCUCUCGCACGGGUACCAGAUACCGACCAAGAAGAUCUCGUUCGUGUCCAAGUACUUUGAGACGGUCCCGUACCGCCUCGAUGAGGCUACUGGCCACAUCGACUACAACAAGCUGGAGGAGCUGGCGAUUGCGUUCCGGCCCAAGAUCAUCGUCGCGGGCGCCUCAGCCUACAGCCGGCUGAUCGACUACGGACGCAUGCGCGAGAUUUGCGACAAGGUCAACGCCUACCUGCUAGCCGACAUGGCGCACAUCUCAGGCCUGGUCGCCGCCAAGGUGAUGCCAGGGCCGUUCGGGUUCGCCGACGUGGUGACGACUACGAGCCACAAGUCGCUGCGCGGCCCCCGCGGCGCCCUCAUCUUCUUCCGGCGCGGCGUGCGACGCACCCACCCCCGCACCGGCGUCGAGGAGCUCUACAACCUCGAGAACCCCAUCAACGCGUCCAUCUUCCCAGGCCACCAGGGCGGACCCCACAACCACACCAUCGCGGCGCUGGCCGUGGCGCUCAAGCAGGCGCAGUCGCCCGAGUUCCGCCUGUAUCAGUCGCACGUGCUGUCCAACGCCAAGGCGCUGGCGCGGCGCCUCGGCGAGCCCAAGGAGAAGGGCGGCCUCGGGUACACGCUCGUCAGCGGCGGCACGGACAACCACCUGGUGCUGGCAGACCUAAAGCCGCAGGGCGUCGACGGCAGCCGCGUCGAGCGCGUACUGGAGCUGGUGGGCGUGGCGGCCAACAAGAACACGGUGCCGGGCGACCGGUCGGCUCUCGUGCCGGGCGGGCUGCGCAUGGGCACGCCGGCCAUGACAACGCGCGGGUUCAGCGAGGACGACUUCACACGCGUGGCCGACAUUGUCGACCGCGCCGUGGCAAUCGCCGUGCGCAUCGACAAGGCGGCGCGCAAGGCGGCCGAGGACAAGGGCGAGGCCAAGACGGCCGGCCGCGUCAAGACGUUCCUCGAGUACCUCGGCAACGGCGAGACGGUCCCCGAGAUUGUCCAGCUGCGCAGCGAGGUCGCCGACUGGGUCGGCACCUACCCCGUUCCGUGGGAGGCCAAGCCGUAG